AUCUUUACCAAAUCAAUACCCACGUGGCAGAACCAUCCUCACUAUAUAAAUCCACUGAGCCCAGAGAACUUAAAUUAAUACUACAUGGUCUAAAUGGCAUCUGAUGAAGACAACAAGGGUCUUGGCUUUGUCAAGUUUUACCAGUCACUUGCAGAGAAACCAAACACUACUGUUAGGAUUUUCGAUCGAGCUGACUACUACACAGUGCAUGGCAAUGACGCUCUGUUGGCUGCCACUGAAUUCUUCCACACACAUACCGUGAUAAAGCUCUUCGGAGCAGGGAACCACACCUUGCAGUCUGUUAGUCUAAGCAAGGCUCACUUUGAGGCAUUCCUUCGUGACCUGCUCCUAGUGAAGCAGUAUCGUGUUGAGGUGUUUCGCCGUGCCAACAACGAUCAGUCCAGCUGGAAGGUGGAGUUUAAGGCGUCGCCUGGCAACCUGCAGCAGCUGGAGGAGGUGUUGUUUGGAGGUGGUGGAGAAGAGGAAGUGACUUCCACAGUACUGGCCAUUUCCUAUCAGCUGAGGGACGGGCUCAGAAAUAUGGGCGUGGCGUAUUGGGACGUUUCCCGGGUGGAGUUGGGAGUGGCAGAGUUUGUGGACAAUGACCACUUCUCUAACUUAGAGGCCGUGCUGGUACAAUAUGCCCCCAAGGAGUGUGUGGUAGUGGGUGGGGAUGGUAGCUCUGAUGGGACCAAGAUAAGACAGACGCUUCAGCGUAGCAACGUUGUUGUGGUCACUAAGAGAAAGAAAGCUGAGUUUAAGAUUGGUGAUAUUGCUCAGGACUUGGGACGACUACUGAAGCUGGAAGAUGGAGCUACUGCAAACACACUGCCUCAGCUUGCGCUUGAACUGGCAAUGGGUUCCCUCUCUGCACUGAUCAAAUACCUAGAGCUACUUUCCGAUGAGUCUAAUUUCGGGAUGUGUCGUCUGACGAGCUUUGACCUCUCUCAAUACAUGCGUUUGGACAGUACGGCCGUGGUGGCAUUGAACCUUGACCCCCAGCCCAAUGACUCCCGGCUCAUGUACCUCAGCGGACUACUCAACAAGUGCUGCACGUCACAGGGUCAAAGGUUACUGGGGCAGUGGGUCAAGCAGCCACUCUUAGACAAGAACAAAAUAGAUGAGAGACUGGAUCUAGUCGAGUGUUUCUUCUCCGACGCCCACUUGCGAGUCAGCUUGCAACAAGAGCACCUCAAGUGUGUCCCUGAUCUCUUCAGACUAUCCAAGAGACUCCAGCGUGGCAAUGGCUCACUUCAGGACUGUGUACGUAUCUAUCAGGCGGCGAGUCGGUUGCCUCUGCUAAUAUCAGCACUUGAGGAGCAUGAGGGUACACACAGGCAGCUGCUUACUGACGUGUUCAUCACUCCUAUCAAUGAGCUGAGUAGUGAUCUUUCCAAGUUCUGUGAGAUGGUAGAGUCCACGAUAGAUCUGGAUAUGGUGGAGCAUCGGGAAUUUGUCAUCAAGCCAGAUUUUGACGAUGGACUGACUCAACUAAGGCAAGAGAUGGAGGAGUUGGAAUCUAAAAUGAAUUCACAAUGUCGAAAGGCUGCCAAUGAGCUGGGUCUGGAGCCGCUAAAAACCAUUAAACUGGAGAGCAACUCACAGCUGGGACAUUACCUCAGAAUCACGAAAAAGGUGGAUAAGUGUCUCAGGGGACAAUCAAAGUUCAUCACUUUGGAGACGAGGAACGAUGGUACAAAGUUCACGACCUCAUCGCUACGUAGCCUGGGUGAAGACUAUCGUGCCCUCAAGAACCAGUACCAAUCCUUGCAAGCCUCCCUCGCUAGUGAAGUGGCUCAGAUAGCAGCUGGCUACGCUGAGCCUCUCCUCGAGUUGAACCUGAUCCUGUCACGUCUUGAUGUGAUUGUGAGCUUUGCUUGUGUGUCCGCCACUGCUCCCACAUCUUAUGUGCGACCUACCAUCACCAACAGAGGGGAAGGUGACAUAGUUUUGAAGGGAGCCCGACACCCUCUGGUAGAGAUGCAAGAUGAGAUGGCAUUCAUUCCUAAUGACAUCACCCUGCUCAGAGACAAAGACUCCUUCCAGAUCAUCACUGGCCCCAACAUGGGCGGCAAGUCCACCUACAUCAAACAGGCUGGUGUGAUUGUGCUGAUGGCCCAGAUAGGCUGCUUUGUGCCGUGUGAAAGUGCCAGCCUCCCUGUAAUGGAUGCUAUCCUAGCGAGGGUGGGGGCAAGUGACAGUCAGAUGAAGGGCGUGUCCACCUUCAUGGCCGAGAUGUUGGAGUCAGCUAUCAUUCUAAGGACGGCAACCAAGGACUCCCUGGUGAUCAUCGAUGAGUUGGGGCGAGGCACCUCCACAUACGAUGGGUUCGGGUUAGCCUGGGCCAUCUCUCACUAUAUUGCCACUAAAAUCAAAUCGUUUUGCUUAUUUGCUACCCAUUUCCACGAGCUGACAGCACUAGCCGACGAGGUCACCACGGUAACCAAUCGUCAUGUGACGGCCAUCACAGCAGAAGAUACUCUCACGCUGCUUUAUAGAGUUAAGAGUGGUGUGUGUGAUCGAAGUUUUGGUAUCCAUGUGGCAGAGAUGGUGCAGUUCCCUCAAGGCAUUAUCGACGCGGCACGAAAAAAAGCAGAUGAGCUGGAGUUAGCCAUGAACAUAGGAACAGAUGGCGGUGAUGAGGAACCAGCUGCCAAGCGUAGUCGCUCGGAGAGGGUAGAGGGAGAGAGACUAAUACGUCAGUUUGUACUGAAAGCCAAGGAGCUUGUGGAGGGCUCUCUGCCUGAAGCCGAAGUGAAGGCGACAAUGGACGACAUGAAGCGGGAGAUUAGUACCAGCGACAAUGCUUAUGUUAAGGCAGUUAUUCAAUCCUGUGUUUAGUAUAAUUAUUAUCCAACACUCACAUCUGUCAUUCGUUAUUAUCCCUGUAAUGCCCUAAAGUAAUUUUCUUGAGUCACUAUGCUUGAGUCAACACAAGUAUAACUCUUUCAAUCAUUUAUCAACCAUGCAUAUGAAUCACCACCCGUAAUAUGCACAAUAUAAUAAUAUUAUUGAUUUGCCAUUCAUUGUUACCCCUUAUAUUAUAAUUUAUGAUGUAUGCUCACUAAUAGUCAUUUACUUACAAUUAUUGGUUGGUA
This is a messenger RNA of Halichondria panicea, 3098 nucleotides long. RefSeq names its product DNA mismatch repair protein Msh2-like. Gene Ontology annotation, biological process: mismatch repair; mitotic recombination. Bases 94 to 2841 code for a protein of 915 amino acids. The record is from RefSeq and is a predicted model, not a curated record. Lineage: Eukaryota; Metazoa; Porifera; Demospongiae; Suberitida; Halichondriidae. The transcript is spliced from 21 exons. Gene Ontology annotation, molecular function: mismatched DNA binding; ATP binding; ATP-dependent DNA damage sensor activity. Gene Ontology annotation, cellular component: MutSalpha complex; nucleus.